Messenger RNA from Labrus mixtus (cuckoo wrasse), 2242 nucleotides. RefSeq names its product poly(U)-binding-splicing factor PUF60-like. The transcript has 11 exons. Gene Ontology annotation, cellular component: precatalytic spliceosome; catalytic step 2 spliceosome. The record is from RefSeq and is a predicted model, not a curated record. Gene Ontology annotation, molecular function: RNA binding. Bases 137 to 1735 code for a protein of 532 amino acids. Gene Ontology annotation, biological process: mRNA splice site recognition; regulation of alternative mRNA splicing, via spliceosome; alternative mRNA splicing, via spliceosome. NCBI's taxonomy places the organism in Eukaryota, Metazoa, Chordata, Actinopteri, Labriformes, Labridae.
CAGCCUGCCGGAAUUCCAUUAGAAGAAGACGAAGAAGAAGAAGGAGACGAAUAAGGAGUAGAAGAAAAAAGAAUGGGCCUCUUCGAAAAGGUGUGAAACGCAAUUUGUCAAUUUUCAGGGAGGUGAAGCUCUGACGAUGGAGAAUGGACAGGGCACAGGCGCCAAACUUGGCCUUCCGCCUCUUACCCCAGAGCAGCAGGAGGCACUUCAGAGGGCAAAGAAGUAUGCCAUGGAACAAAUCCUUGCGAAUGUGUUGGUGAAGCAGACCAUCGCCCAUCAGCAACAACAGCUCUCCAACCUGCAGAUGGCAGCAGUGACAAUGGGCUUUGGAGAUCCUCUCUCACCUUUACAAUCGGUAGCAGCUCAGCGGCAACGUGCUCUAGCAAUCAUGGGUCGGGUGUAUGUUGGCUCCAUAUACUAUGAGCUGGGUGAGGAUACCAUCAGACAGGCCUUUGCCCCCUUCGGCCCAAUCAAGAGUAUUGACAUGUCUUGGGAUUCUGUAACAAUGAAACACAAGGGGUUUGCAUUUGUGGAGUAUGAUUUGCCAGAAGCUGCUCAGCUGGCUCUGGAGCAGAUGAACUCAGUCAUGCUGGGAGGGCGAAACAUUAAGGUUGGGCGGCCAAGUAACAUCGGUCAGGCGCAACCCAUCAUUGAACAGUUGGCAGAGGAAGCGCGCGCCUUCAACCGAAUCUACGUGGCAUCUGUCCACCCUGACCUGUCAGACGCUGACAUCAAGAGUGUGUUUGAGGCCUUCGGAAGGAUCAAGUCUUGCACGUUAGCCCGAGACCCCACCACAGGGCGACACAGAAGCUUUGGCUUCAUUGAAUAUGAAAAGCCUCAGUCAGCCCUGGAUGCUGUGUCUUCUAUGAACCUCUUUGACCUGGGGGGUCAGUACCUACGGGUGGGCAAAGCAGUGACUCCGCCCAUGCCCCUAAUGACCCCCGCGACCCCUGGUGGUCUGCCAACUGCUGCAGCCGUGGCUGCGGCGGCAGCCACCGCUAAGAUUACGGCCCAGGCAAGUAUAAACCCCUUUCAAAGGGAUUUAAUGGCCUUCCAGGAGGCUGUAGCCGGCGCAUCAGUCCUGGGGGCGUUAACACACUCACUUCUUGGUCCACAAAUGGGAAUUCCCCAGGCUGUCAUGGCUGCCCAGGCACCAGGGGUCAUCACAGGUGUGUACCAAAACAUGAGUGUGACUCCAGUGCGUCCUCCAAUGCCAGUGCUUCCGCAGGUUGGUCUUGUCAACCCUGUGCUCGCAUCACCGCCAGUCCUGUCUAAUCAAGUCGGUGGUUCCAACCAGCAGGAGAGGAAAGAGGAGAAAGAGGAGCUGCUACAGGAUGGCACAGGGCAGGAGAUGUUGAGUGACCAAGAGCACAUGAGCAUCUCGGGCAGCAGUGCCAGACACAUGGUGAUGCAGAAACUGCUUCGAAAAUCAGAGUCCACGGUGAUGGUGCUACGAAAUAUGGUGGGACCAGAGGACAUUGAUGACGACCUGGAGGGUGAGGUGACGGAAGAAUGCGGGAAAUUUGGCGCCGUCAACAGAGUCAUCAUAUACCAGGAAAAGCAAGGCGAAGAGGAAGAUGCAGAUAUCAUUGUAAAAAUCUUUGUGGAGUUUUCCAUGGCCUCAGAGAUGGACAAAGCUAUCCAGGCGCUCAAUGACCGCUGGUUCGGAGGUCGCAAAGUUGUCGCAGAGGUGUAUGACCAAGACCGUUUCAACAGCAGUGACCUCUCGGCAUAAAAGUGUCUGAAAUGGUUCCCCUGCACCCAUCCCAAAACCUGUGGCCCAAAAUCAUUCUAGCAACAGUCACUGCAGCGAGAGAUGCGGGCCUCGGAAACUUGUAAUUAUGUUCUUACCCCCCCCCCCCCCCCCUUUUUUUUUUUUUUAUUGCUGUUGAUAUUAUUGUAAAACGCCCCAUUGGAGGAUUCAACAAAUAUAUUUACAUGUCAUUUUGCGUUGUGAUCUGUGAAGACCGUCUUUUUUUGGUGCAAAUUCAGAUUUUAUAAUCCAACCGUAUAAAACCAUUUACUUUUUUUCUGCUUUUGUUUUUGACUUUCGUUAAAUUGCCGGGACAUGUGAACAUUUGUUUCUUUAUACUAUUAAAGAUUAUUGUUUGUCCUUAAAAUGUGUGCUAUUUUUCUAACACCAAUUGUUGUUUUUGAAGCUUUCUAUACACUGUAAAAACCUUGUGUUUGGGCUGCAAAGCGAAGCACAGGAUAGCUUAAGUAAAAACACUCCUAAAGCAUC